Messenger RNA from Eremothecium gossypii ATCC 10895, 663 nucleotides. RefSeq names its product Irc22p (gene IRC22). The record is from RefSeq and is marked provisional. Bases 1 to 663 code for a protein of 220 amino acids. NCBI's taxonomy places the organism in Eukaryota, Fungi, Ascomycota, Saccharomycetes, Saccharomycetales, Saccharomycetaceae. The transcript has a single exon. Gene Ontology annotation, cellular component: endoplasmic reticulum membrane.
AUGAAAUUAUCUAAUCUCUUAUUGUUUGCUAACGUUGGGACGUUACUUGUUAAGGCUACGGACGAGAAUAUAUCGCCAAAUGAGGAGAAUACUCCAAGAUACGCACAAUUCAAUAUUGACUACUCGGUCCUGGAUCAACCAAAUUAUGACCCUAUGGCCCCUAUGGAGUUUGAAAACGGCGAGAAUAUCACACUAGCUUUUAACUUUGCCAAUAACGAAGAAGUGCCAGUUAAGUUAAUCGCUGUGGGUGGUAAUAUUAUUAAUGCCCGCAGUGGCGAUGAAGUCGCGAACAUCACCAGAAGUAGUCUUGGUGAAAUCGAGGUGGAUGUGAACACAAGCGUUUCUUUCAAUCAAGCUAUUAAUUUGAAGCUCGAUGAAGGGGACUACUUUUUGUUACCUAAUGUCUUUGUUCUCAAGGAAGGGGAAUUAAUGGCAGUUGGUACAUCACCAUCGCGGAUCAAAAUACUGCCACCUCCCAUGUCAUUUUUCAACCCAAAGUUCUUAUCCAUUCAAGCUGUACUGAUCGGUGUCAUAAGUUACUUUACCUACUUCAUUUUUAGAUCUUCCAAGAAAGAACGUAGAGGAGUUGUAUCCAAAACUAAGGCUCCUAAGAAAGUUAAGCUCGAUGAGUCCUGGUUGCCUGAGAAUCAUCUGAAGAAAUGA